Brassica napus (rape) is the source of this 831-nucleotide messenger RNA. RefSeq names its product isocitrate lyase-like. The transcript has 3 exons. Gene Ontology annotation, molecular function: isocitrate lyase activity. Gene Ontology annotation, biological process: carboxylic acid metabolic process. NCBI's taxonomy places the organism in Eukaryota, Viridiplantae, Streptophyta, Magnoliopsida, Brassicales, Brassicaceae. Gene Ontology annotation, cellular component: glyoxysome. The record is from RefSeq and is a predicted model, not a curated record. The coding region runs from base 1 to 831 and encodes 276 amino acids.
AUGGACGUCCAUAAUGCAUUUCUCCAUGGUGAUUUGAAAGAAGAGGUUUAUAUGCGACCACCUCCUGGCUUCCGUGGCUCGGAUAAAAACAAGGUGUGUCUUUUGAAAAAGUCGCUUUAUGGAUUAAAGCAAGCUCCCUGGUAUGAGAACUGCCUUUCAAAUGAACAAGGCCGGGAAUUAGCAGCAAAACUCGGUGUGGUGGAUCUUUUCUGGGACUGGGACUUGCCCAGGACCAGAGAAGGAUUCUACCGGUUCCAAGGCUCGGUCACAGCAGCAGUGGUCCGUGGCUGGGCCUUUGCACUGAUUGCUGACAUCAUCUGGAUGGAAACCGCAAGCCGUGACCUCAAAGAAUGCACCCAAUUUGCAGAAGGAGUCAAGUCCAAGAUACCAGAGGUCAUGCUUGCCUACAACCUCUCACCGUCAUUCAACUGGGACGCUUCUGGCAUGACGGAUCAGCAGAUGAUGGAGUUCAUUCCGCGGAUCGCUAGGCUCGGCUAUUGCUGGCAGUUCAUAACCCUUGCGGGUUUCCAUGCGGAUGCUCUUGUGGUCGAUACUUUUGCAAAGGAUUACGCGAGGAGAGGGAUGUUGGCUUAUGUGGAGAGGAUUCAGAGAGAAGAGAGGAGCAAUGGGGUUGACACAUUGGCUCAUCAGAAAUGGUCAGGUGCUAAUUAUUAUGAUCGUUAUCUUAAGACCGUCCAAGGUGGAAUCUCAUCCACUGCAGCCAUGGGCAAAGGUGUUACGGAGGAACAGUUCAAAGAGAGCUGGACAAGGCCGGAAGCUGCCGGAAUGGGCGAAGGGACUAGCCUUGUGGUCGCCACGUCGAGAAUGUAA